Nymphaea colorata (pocket water lily) is the source of this 1146-nucleotide messenger RNA. RefSeq lists its product as uncharacterized. The record is from RefSeq and is a predicted model, not a curated record. The coding region runs from base 230 to 841 and encodes 203 amino acids. Lineage: Eukaryota; Viridiplantae; Streptophyta; Magnoliopsida; Nymphaeales; Nymphaeaceae. The transcript is spliced from 5 exons. Gene Ontology annotation, molecular function: zinc ion binding.
AAGGGCGGAGGGAGCGGGAGAGAGAGAUGGGCUGCGUCAUCUGCCGCCUAAUGGUGGAAGACAAGUUCGAGGUCCGGAGAAGGAAUUCUUGAGAGUUGGGGAAAGGAAGGCAUCCCAGCUUCCCUUCCGCCACCGUUUCUCCUUUUCGUCGUUUCUCUUCGUUCCAAACCUCAGUGACUUCGUUCCAUUCUCGGUUGAAGGGAGCGCGUGAGCUGCGAUUCCAGGACCAAUGGCGAAUUUUCCAGAAUCGUCCACUACCACCUGUGACCACUGUGACAGAGCUAUACCAACUCCCAAUUUUGAACUGCAUUAUGCACACUGUGUGAGAAAUCUUGAAAGAUGUUCCAUCUGUGGAGAUAUGGUACCAAAAAGGCAUGCUGAGGAACAUUAUGCAAGUACACAUGCUCCGGUGGCUUGUUCAUUAUGCAGUGAGAAAGUAGAACGAGAUGUAUUAACUCUUCAUAAAGAUGAAAAAUGCCCACAAAGGAUAGUGAUAUGUGAAUAUUGUGAGUUUCCAUUACCAGCAGUUGAUCUUUUAAAGCAUCAGGAAUUAUGUGGAAAUAGAACAGAGUAUUGUGAAAAUUGCAGAAAGUAUGUUAGAUUGCGGGAAAGAUCAAGUCAUGAAAUCCAAUGCUGUAGCGCCAGCAAUGGUUUAGAUACCGAUGCAGCUGAAUCAUCCAGGGAAGGGAGAGUACCUGCAAGGGAACAAGGUGCUCGUAGGGGACAAGGGCAAGACGCAUCCAAAAGAAGACUUAUUGUUACAAUUGCAAUCACUGGUAUUGCUGUUGUGAUUGGGUCCUUUAUACUCCAAAGAAGAAAUCAAAACCAGCCACCGCAGUAACUCUGGAGUUCCUGUCUAUUGAUUAAUUUCUGUGUUGGUACCUCUUCCUGUUUUCAACCAUGGCGACAAUCUAUAUGGCCUUAAUCGUUUGAGACGAGACUCUGUAUAUGGUAAAUGUUUGUGGAGUUUGAUUAUCUGUUCUCAAGACAACGAGGGCAAGUGUGAAUGCGUAUUCACGACUUGCUUCCGUAGUCUGAACUAACAAGAAUUUGGAAACAGACAAAACUGAAAGCGGAAAUGUGGUGCACAUAUGUACCUAUAGAUGCAUUGGUUCUGCUUUUAAAGGGAUCCAGGCUUUUUUUUCC